Molecule: messenger RNA, 1276 nt
Organism: Phragmites australis (common reed)
Lineage: Eukaryota; Viridiplantae; Streptophyta; Magnoliopsida; Poales; Poaceae
Product: soluble inorganic pyrophosphatase 4
Exons: 9
Coding region: 333-980 (215 amino acids)
Biological process (GO): phosphate-containing compound metabolic process
Cellular component (GO): cytoplasm
Molecular function (GO): magnesium ion binding; inorganic diphosphate phosphatase activity
Source: RefSeq, a predicted model, not a curated record
AGAAGCGGGAAGUGCACCGCCCUCCGUCUCGGUCUCCUCUGCUCUGCUCUGCUCCUCCUCGCUUCCUUUUGGUGCCGUGCCGUCUAGGGUUUCCUUCCUCCUCCUCUCCGCAGCCGUCGCCGCUCUCCUCCAGAUCUAACGCCAGGUGCGUACGUCCCCUCCCCCUGCCCCUUUGCUCCGCAAGCGACCGGUUCGACCUCCAUUAGAUCCCCACUUCGUUCCGUUCCGAAGCUGCUCGGUGCGCCUCGAAUCGAGAGAUCUCGAUACGUAGCGGUUUGCCUGUCGGAUUAGCUGCGCGUCCCCGGCCGGGUUGUGCUGCGGAGGUUGUUCUGAUGGCACCCGCUGUAGAAGCCGCGAACAAGGUGGAAAGCUCACUUCAAAAGGUUCCUGCUUUAAACGAAAGAAUUAUGUCAUCCAUGUCCAGGAGAUCUUUUGCCGCACAUCCUUGGCAUGAUCUGGAGAUAGGUCCUGAUGCACCAACUAUAUUCAACUGUGUCAUUGAGAUACCCAGGGGCAGCAAGGUUAAAUAUGAGCUUGACAAGAAAACUGGAUUGAUAAAGGUGGACCGUGUGCUGUAUUCAUCAGUUGUGUACCCUCACAACUAUGGAUUCAUUCCUCGCACACUUUGUGAGGACAGUGAUCCUCUGGAUGUGCUGGUCAUAAUGCAGGAGCCAGUUAUACCAGGUUGUUUCCUACGCGCAAAGGCAAUUGGCCUUAUGCCUAUGAUUGAUCAGGGAGAGGCAGAUGACAAGAUCAUUGCUGUGUGUGCUGAUGAUCCCGAAUACAGGCAUUACAAUGAUAUCAAGGAGCUCCCACCUCACCGCUUGGCUGAAAUCAGGCGCUUCUUUGAGGACUAUAAGAAGAAUGAGAACAAGGAGGUUGCUGUGAACGACUUUCUGCCCGCAAGUGCCGCCUAUGAAGCCAUACAACAUUCCAUGGAUCUGUACGCUACCUACAUUGUGGAGGGCCUGAGGAGGUAGGCUGCUGCUGCUGCGUGGUGGUCCGGUGCCUGGUUCGUCAUCACUGUCCGGGACCGGGAGGAUGUUGACGAAAACUGUGGAGAAGAUACCGUUACCUUAUGAAACAUGUACUGCUAUUUUGUUGGUGUGUCUUGUAUACCGCCGGUAAUGAACCCCUAAUCAAUCAACCCCCUUGGGAAUUAGUAGUAGAAGCAGCUAGUAGCACAAAGAAAUUGAUGAAAUAUUCUUUUCUCGGCCACAAGUGCCUAAUAUGUUGUACUCCAUUAAUCCCAAAAUAUUCAUUCUAUUUGUGUUAA